AUGCGCGGCUCACGUCACACCCGGGAAGCUGAAGACAACACCCAGCAAGAGUGGAAUGAACAGCUGGGUCGUCCCAACACUAACGUAUACUUAAUCUGCCUCCCCCUCACCCCAUCUUUCCUUUCCCCCAGGACGGUGUCGUCAGCGGGGGUCCUGGGCGCCCACCUGCUGUGCUCGCGGGUGCCCGGCCUCACGCCCCGCCAGAGCCGCAUCUGUACGCGUGCCAUGGUGGCCAUCAGUGAAGGUGCGAGGGCGGGCCUGCGAGAGCGCCAGCGGCAGUUCCAGCAUCAUCGGUGGAACUGUUCCCUGGCGUCUACCAGCAGCAGCGCGUUCGGCCACAUCGUUCUUGUGGGGAGCCGCGAGGCCGCCUACACGUACGCGGUGACCAGCGCGGGAGUCACCCACAGCGUCACGACCGCCUGCUCCCGUGGCAACAUCUCCACCUUUGGCUGUGACGACCGCAGGCGAGGGCGGUACAGUUCUUCCGGGUGGAAAUGGGGCGGCUGCAGCGCCGACAUUAGGUUCGGGGUCAGGUUCGCGAGGAAGUUCCUGGACGCCCGCGAGGUGGAGGGGGACGGCCGCGCCCUCAUGAACCUGCACAACAACCGGGCGGGACGCAGGGCGGUGCGGAGCGGGAUGAGGACGGAGUGCAAGUGCCACGGCGUGUCGGGCUCCUGCACCGUCAAGACCUGCUGGAAGACCCUCCCGCCCUUCACCUUCAUCGGGAAGCACCUCUUCCACAAGUACAGGAAGGCCAAGUCCGUCUCGGUGCAUAAGCAUUACAGGAAGCCACUUAUGUCGCCAGUGGUGAGGUGGAACAGCAACGAAAGAUCCACGCCUCACCUGCGUCUGGAGAGGGUCAGGAGAAGAGCUCGACGGCCCCGCAAGUUUCAUCUCGUGUACUUGGAAAGGAGUCCCAACUACUGCCAGAUGAAUCCCGCGGUGGGUUCGCCGGGCACCGUGGGUCGCAAAUGCAACAGAACUUCGUCAGGGCCAGGUGGCUGUGACCUGCUGUGCUGCGGCCGCGGGUACAACACUCACCAGUACACACGCACAUGGCACUGCAACUGCAAGUUUCACUGGUGUUGUUACGUGCAGUGCCACACCUGCAUGGAGGACACCGAGGAGAACAACUGCAAGUGACCGUCCGUAGCGGU
This is a messenger RNA of Eriocheir sinensis (Chinese mitten crab), 1157 nucleotides long. RefSeq names its product protein Wnt-7b-like. NCBI's taxonomy places the organism in Eukaryota, Metazoa, Arthropoda, Malacostraca, Decapoda, Varunidae. The record is from RefSeq and is a predicted model, not a curated record. The transcript is spliced from 8 exons. Gene Ontology annotation, cellular component: extracellular region. Bases 1 to 1143 code for a protein of 380 amino acids. Gene Ontology annotation, biological process: neuron differentiation; cell fate commitment; positive regulation of JNK cascade. Gene Ontology annotation, molecular function: frizzled binding; cytokine activity.